Xenia sp. Carnegie-2017 is the source of this 659-nucleotide messenger RNA. Its product is annotated as sushi, von Willebrand factor type A, EGF and pentraxin domain-containing protein 1-like. The transcript is spliced from 4 exons. Lineage: Eukaryota; Metazoa; Cnidaria; Anthozoa; Malacalcyonacea; Xeniidae. The coding region runs from base 87 to 659 and encodes 190 amino acids. The record is from RefSeq and is a predicted model, not a curated record.
ACAACAAAAGCUGUAAACUACAUCAACCGCUGAAGAAAAGUUACGAUUUGGUAUUUUCCAAUGCACAUGUUGAGAACGUGAUUCUUAUGGAUAAUGUGAUGCCUAAUAUAUCGGAGAUGACUUUGGUGUUUUGGAUAAACACAAACACAAAUCGAAGAAUGGCGCUGUUUUCUUACGCAGUUCAGGACAGUCCUGAUGAAUUUUUUGUGGGAUUUGAAAGAGAGCAGAUCAUUAUUACAAUAAAAUCGUUGAAAAAAGAAAAUCUUCGAAUUCGUCCAAUCAACGACGGUUUUUGGCAUUACCUGGUUAUCAUCAUCACUAAAAUGACUAAGAAGACUUUUCUUGAUGGUGUUGUGAUUUUAAACAAAACUAUGGUCAAUCAUUCAUUACCUUUAUUACGUGGUGGUGGUGUUGUUGCUAUUGGUCAAAAACUUGAAUGCGAAAAUGCUGUUUUUGAUCCAAAUAUGUCAUUUGUUGGUAAAAUAUAUGAUUUAAACCUAUGGAAAUAUGACGUAACGCGGAACGCAUCAUGUACCAUCAUGGGAUUGGAAGAUGGAUGUACUACAGAGCCUCAUGAACAAGUUAUUCAGUGGAGAGAUCUUGAUAUUUUGUCAAGUGGAAAUGUUUCAAGAGCGUUUGAAUUGGGAAUUGUUGUGUAG